Molecule: messenger RNA, 1743 nt
Organism: Osmerus eperlanus (European smelt)
Lineage: Eukaryota; Metazoa; Chordata; Actinopteri; Osmeriformes; Osmeridae
Gene: pou4f3
Product: POU class 4 homeobox 3
Exons: 2
Coding region: 1-1014 (337 amino acids)
Biological process (GO): regulation of transcription by RNA polymerase II
Molecular function (GO): DNA-binding transcription factor activity, RNA polymerase II-specific; RNA polymerase II cis-regulatory region sequence-specific DNA binding
Source: RefSeq, a predicted model, not a curated record
AUGAUGACCAUGAACGGCAAGCAGCAUUUCACUAUGCACCCCGCGCUGCACGAGCCCAAGUACCCUGGCCUGCAUGCCAGCUCGGAAGGCAUGCGCAGAGUGUGUCUGCCUGCCCCGCAGCUCCAGGGCAAUAUAUUCGGUGGCUUUGAUGAGAGCCUACUGGCGCGCGCGGAAGCUCUGGCGGCUGCUGACAUUGUCUCUCACGGCAAGAGCCACCCUUUCAAGCCAGACGUUACUUACCAUACCAUGAGCAGUGUCCCUUGCACCUCCACGUCCUCCACGGUGCCAAUCUCCCACUCGUCUACCCUCACCUCGCACCAUCACCACCACCUCAGCCAGGUCCUGGAGAACGACCUACUGGAUCACCUGUCCUCCGGCCUCUCCGUUAGCGGCAUGGGGGCUCCGGACACGUCCGGCAUGAGCACGCAGGCCCAUCAACACCACCUCCAGACCAUGGGUCACCUCCACCAGGCGAUGGCCAUGGGCCAUCCCCACUCUCUUUCUGUGCACAACGGCAUGGCGUGCGUCAACGACGUGGAGUCGGAUCCACGUGAGCUGGAAGCCUUCGCAGAGCGGUUCAAGCAGCGGCGAAUAAAGCUGGGGGUGACCCAGGCGGACGUUGGGUCGGCGCUGGCCAACCUGAAGAUACCCGGUGUGGGCUCCCUAAGUCAGAGUACCAUCUGUAGGUUCGAAUCUCUAACCCUCUCUCACAAUAACAUGAUCGCUCUCAAACCGGUUCUGCAGGCUUGGCUCGAGGAGGCGGAGGCAGCUUACCGGGAGAAGAAUAACAAGCCGGACCUUUUCAGCAGCAACGAGAGGAAACGGAAACGCACUUCUAUCGCCGCGCCGGAGAAGCGUUCUUUGGAAGCGUACUUUGCCAUCCAGCCGCGUCCGUCCUCCGAAAAGAUCGCAGCGAUCGCAGAGAAACUGGAUUUGAAAAAGAACGUGGUUCGUGUGUGGUUUUGCAAUCAACGCCAGAAACAGAAACGGAUGAAAUAUUCGGCAGUGCAUUAAUUGCCUCCAUGAAUAAAAAACGACAUUUUGACGGAUAGGUGAACAGGGAACUUACAAACUAUUGGAUUGACUAUCACGACUUUAGGAUGUCUCAGAAUUUAGACUGCUUUGUUAUUUUGUGUGUCUGGUUCGCUGUCCUAUAACACUUUGCACAGUCCAAGUUGUUCAUGGUGUUAACAUGUUGUGCUAAAGGUCUAUUUUGAGGAGAUGUUUUUCAUUUAAUAAUUUUUUUAAAUCACUGGAUUGUGUCAUAGAGAAAAACGGAAGUAGUCCUAUUCAAGGAAUUAAGACACGAACGGAAAUUACCAUCAUAUUAUGGUCUGAAUUAUGGAUGCUGAAAUAAUAUAUUCUCAUUCUAUCACUAUUGUCAAUAUAAUGUUUUCGUUUUUGCGUUUCAGUCUAACUCACAUGUCGGGAGCCUAUGUAUUCGAUCAUAAUAAGGCAGGGUCCCUGACUCACCACCUUAAUACAAACACAUGAAUGUGCUCUGUUAACCUCACUGUGCAAAUGAGCAAAAUCACAUUGUCACAUAGCCUACUUGAUUUUCUUUAAUUAUUUACAAAGUGUCACUAUUCAAACAGGGGCACGUCCAAGGGGCAUUAUUAGAAAGCUGCUAUAUUUUGUGUAUUUUGAUGUGAACGGUUUAGGAGUAGGAUAAAAUGCAGGGAUACAGCUAGGAGUAUUUUCUUCACUCUUGGAUUUCACUUGAUAAAUGUGUGCAGUUCAAAC